This is a messenger RNA of Fragaria vesca subsp. vesca, 1275 nucleotides long. Its product is annotated as mediator of RNA polymerase II transcription subunit 30-like. Gene Ontology annotation, cellular component: mediator complex. The transcript is spliced from 3 exons. The record is from RefSeq and is a predicted model, not a curated record. NCBI's taxonomy places the organism in Eukaryota, Viridiplantae, Streptophyta, Magnoliopsida, Rosales, Rosaceae. The coding region runs from base 73 to 612 and encodes 179 amino acids.
CCUCGUGAGUCAAACUUGCCAAAACCCUGUGGUGUUUCUGGAACUCACAUCUCUGGGUUUGUGAGUGAAACAAUGGAAGAGAACGAGGCGGAGGCAUCAGCAACAAACCCAAAGACGACGCAAGAGCUAGCAGUACAAGGUCAGAAGCAUCUAGAAGAGACGAUUCAGUCAGCUUUCCAGAUCCUCUCCUCCAUGAACGACGAGCUCUGCAACCCGUUACUCUGGCCCACCGAUUCCUCCGCCGUCGGAAACGGACAUUCUUCUCUCUCAAACGGCGUCGUUCAUAGCGAUUCGUCAUCUUCUGAGAACACCAACACCCAAAAUCACGGAGACUCUAGCGGUGCUGGCGGAGCCCUUGAGGAGGCUCGGUUUCGGUACAAGAACUCCGUGACGGCUCUCCGGGCUGUUCUGGCUGCCAUUCCUGAUUCUCACAAGGAAGCAUCUGAAACUGGUUCGCCUGCAGACGAAACUGAAGUUGAGAAGUUGGAACGGCGAGCCUCCAAUUUGAGAAAGGAGCUUGUGAAGAAAAAUGCAUAUAUCAAGGUUCUUAUAGAUCAGCUAUGUGAUCUUAUCACGGACAUAUCAACCUGGCAAAGUCCUUGUUCCGUCUGACUUCAAAAGCAUGGUGUGUCUUAUAAUGAUGCUUUCUAGGGAGUUUGAGAAUCUGUGAAGCUUCAAUACUUCAUAUGAGGUGAUUAAGCUUCAUAUAGGGGAAAAUUUCUGAGAUAUAACAUGAGAUACAGUAGUGGAGGUUUGUUAGUCCUGAUAACUUGGAUAUUAAGAUUCAGUUUAGCUUGAUUCUCCUUCUAUUAGAUGACAGUUUAGCUUGAUAACUUGUCAUGUAUUAGAUGUAUGAUGUAUCAUGUAUCAUGUACGAAACCAGCCAUAAUGUUUAACCCUUCAUGGAAAUUGGUCUAGUUUUGCAUCAAGGCUCAUUGCCUUUGGGAACAAAAGAAAGAGGACUGGCACUAGCUUGCUGUAUGGAAAAGAGGCCACUAAUUUUCAAGCUGUAAAUUUUGAUUGCUUUGUUUUGUUUUCGUUGCAAUCAAUUGCCUUGUGUUGCUCUUAAAACUCUUUAUCUCCGGUAAGUGGACGCUGUGGACCCAAACUAACCAACCCUUUCAAGCAAGGGAUAAAGUAGUAGUGCAACACGUUGGUGCUUUUGUAUGGUGUAAGAGACCAUAGGAGUACAGGACAUAAAUCAGUUCUACACACUAGAUCAGAGAGAAAGAGAAAAUAAACGAGCAAAAACUCUAAACCAAUCUGAAUCUGAUG